Helicoverpa armigera (cotton bollworm) is the source of this 1526-nucleotide messenger RNA. RefSeq names its product ubiquitin carboxyl-terminal hydrolase 46 (gene Usp12-46). Gene Ontology annotation, cellular component: cytosol; nucleus. Bases 161 to 1306 code for a protein of 381 amino acids. Gene Ontology annotation, molecular function: cysteine-type deubiquitinase activity. The record is from RefSeq and is a predicted model, not a curated record. Gene Ontology annotation, biological process: protein deubiquitination. Lineage: Eukaryota; Metazoa; Arthropoda; Insecta; Lepidoptera; Noctuidae. The transcript is spliced from 8 exons.
GUGGUUAUGUCAUAAUCGUAACUGUUGUGCUUAUUUUGCCCAUUUCCAAAAGAAAUUCCAAUUAUGUUUCCAGAAUUAAGUGCAGAGUAUUUGUGAAUUGUAUAUAAUUGGCCGAGACAACCGUAUAUUCAGUGUAUAAGUUGCUAAAACAGAAUUGCAAAUGUCAAUAUGUCAGGAUCUCGGCCUUAAUUUCCAACAUAGAAUGGGCGCAAAUAUAUCACAACUAGAAAGAGAUAUUGGGUCAGAGCAGUUCCCACCGAAUGAACAUUAUUUUGGUUUAGUUAAUUUUGGCAAUACAUGUUAUAGUAACUCAGUGUUGCAAGCAUUGUAUUUCUGCCGACCAUUCAGAGAGAAGGUAUUAGAGUAUAAGGCCAAGAAUAAGAGAACAAAAGAGACCCUUUUAACAUGCCUCGCAGACCUAUUUUAUAGUAUUGCCACUCAAAAGAAGAAAGUAGGUUCCAUAGCGCCUAAAAAGUUUAUUGCUAGAUUGAGGAAAGAAAAAGAGGAAUUUGAUAAUUAUAUGCAACAGGAUGCCCAUGAAUUUCUCAACUUUCUGAUCAAUCAUAUAAAUGAAAUUAUUUUAGCUGAACGCAAUCAAAGCACCCUGAAAGUACAAAAGAAUGCGUCUGGCGAGAGUGUCACGUGUAACGGGACCGCGCCACAAAGUGCUGAACCCACGUGGGUGCACGAGAUAUUCCAGGGAACCCUCACCAGUGAGACUCGGUGCCUCAACUGUGAAACUGUUAGCAGCAAGGACGAGCAUUUCUUUGAUUUACAGGUGGACGUCGGCCAAAACACGAGCAUAACACACUGUCUAAAAUGCUUUAGCGACACAGAAACGCUAUGCAACGACAACAAAUUUAAAUGUGACAACUGUAGCAGCUACCAAGAAGCCCAGAAACGUAUGCGAGUGAAGAAACUACCACUCAUAUUAGCGUUACACCUUAAAAGAUUUAAGUAUAUGGAACAGUAUAAUAGGCAUAUCAAGGUGUCCCAUCGAGUCGUAUUCCCUUUGGAGCUCAGGUUGUUUAAUACGCAUUUUCCCUUACAGUCGGACGACGCGGUAAAUCCAGACAGGUUAUACGACUUGGUGGCCGUGGUAGUACACUGUGGCUCCGGCCCCAAUCGGGGACACUACAUCAGUAUUGUGAAGAGCCACGGGUUCUGGCUUCUCUUCGACGACGAUAUGGUAGAUAAAAUUGAUGCCUCUGCUAUAGAAGACUUCUACGGCCUAACUUCUGAUAUACAGAAAUCUUCAGAGACAGGUUAUAUAUUAUUUUAUCAAUCUAGAGAUGCUAGUUGUUAAGUUUAUUCAAUUAAUUUUAGUAAUUUAAAUUAUUUAAGAUAGUGAUUAUAAUAAAUCAUGUUAUCAUGCCACAUUUGUUAAAGUUGAAAAGGCAUAUAAUUAUUGAAAAAGUCGUUUAAUUCCAAUCAUUGAUUAUAUAUAUUAUUCAUCUUUUUAAUGGUCAUACAGUUGUAAAUAUAUUUCAUUUCAAAAUAAAACGUUGUGAUCUUCUCCGCGUGAA